Molecule: messenger RNA, 603 nt
Organism: Funneliformis caledonium
Lineage: Eukaryota; Fungi; Glomeromycota; Glomeromycetes; Glomerales; Glomeraceae
Source: the annotation of a GenBank genome assembly
AUGACACGGUUUCGUCGUGGCGCAGCGAAAAUCCCAACUAAAAUAAAGAUUCAUUACAGUGUUAGCCUUGAUUUGAGCAAGGAAUUCGGUUUUGCGACCGUCUUGUGGUUAAACAUUCCAAUCGUAUACACGAUUUACACGAUAAACGAAUUAGGGGACAUCCCAUUCUAUUGUCCGUCAAAUUAUGAUUAUAAAGAUCCAAAAUUACGAACCGUGUGUCAAAUUCGUUUGGCAAAUUUAAUAUGCAUGUGGUUAAUGUUUUUGGGUAUUUUGGUGACCGGCAUCACCAUGUGCAUUCCAAGGGAGUAUCUGAUCGAUUUGUUCAAUGAUGAUGGCAUCGAUGAAGAAUAUCAAAGGUUCAAUAAUAGGGGAGACGGGUAUCAAAGUAUAAAACAAAAUGAUUUGAACAAUAGAAACAUUCUCAUCAUCAAACCGGAUGAACCAAACAGAUCUUCGGUUGGAGGGACAAAUACCAACGGUUCCUCGAAGCAGCAUGAUAAACGUAAAGGAAAGGAGGAAACCUUUGGAUUUAAUAAUGAUGAAUUACAAAUAUUGGCUGAUGAUUCAAACGAUGAAAAUGAUAGACUUAAACAUGUUGUUUAA